UCCGCACCCCGGCUGUAUUUCCCAGGCUCGCAUGGCGGCUUGCAGCCCUUAGGAUUCAUCUGGGGCUCCACAGCCAGCGCGCUGGUUUUUAGCCCGGGGGUGCAACCCCUUCGCCCGGUGGUUGACUGGGGGAACGGCAGGAGGGGAGCAGGAGUGGGUGAGAAACCCCACGGGUGCUGGGGAGUUUGCAGGGAGGUCCGAGGCGGAGCGGGGCGGGGGGGGGGGGGCAUCGCCAGGGCCGGACACCUCGGAGCCCGGCUUUUACCUCUUCCCCUGCCAGGUAAAAGUCCCACCGCGGUCGUGGGAGCUGCACUGAUGGGAUAUUUCUCUCCGAAGGAAGAAGGGAUCCUCCUCUUCCCUCGCCCCGGAGAAGUGAUGCUCUACGGAACAGGGUCUCCCCGGGGGCUAACGCAGGUCUGAGCCGCGGGGGGCUGGGGAAACAGCCGACACCUCCAACUGCAUCGGAAUCCCUCGGGGCCUCGGAUUAAAACUGUUACAUCAGUUUUAUAUGAAAAUAAAUAUAUAUAUAUAUAAAAUCCAACAACACAAAACACAGCCCCAAACCUGGACGUUUAUACAGAAAAAGAGCAUCACAAAUUCCUAAUAGCUAUGAAGCAGGGACAGAGGCAGAGCGAGCUGCUUCAGGCAGGGCUGGGAUCUGAGCUCGCACAAAUCUCUCCCCGGUGGACUCGUCCCAGGUUCCUGCCCUGCCCCGUCCCUUCGCUGGGCUCCGAGGGGGAAGACCCGGAGCUGAGAGCCCGCCGGCGAUGAGCCACAUCUACGGCAGCCCCCUCUCCGCCAUGGGCAGCCCCUCCAUGGUGUACCUCCCGGCCGCCCUGGGCUUCGCCCCCAGCGGUGCCAUCUCCCGGCAGGACCCCCCGCAGAAGCCCCCCUACAGCUACAUCGCCCUCAUCGCCAUGGCCAUCAAAGAGGCUCCGGAGCAGAAGGUGACCCUCAGCGGCAUCUACCAGUUCAUCAUGGACCGCUUCCCCUUCUAUCACGACAACAAGCAGGGCUGGCAGAACAGCAUCCGCCACAACCUCUCCCUCAACGACUGCUUCGUCAAGGUGCCGCGGGAGAAGGGGCGGCCCGGCAAGGGCAGCUACUGGACCCUGGACCCCCGCUGCCUGGACAUGUUCGAGAACGGCAACUACCGCCGCAGGAAGAGGAAGCCCAAAGCCCCGGGGCCACCGGAGGCGAAGGGCGGCUCGGCCCCCGCGGACGGCGGGCAAGCGGGGCCGGCCGCCCGCCCCGACGAACCCAAAAGGGCCAAGGGGAGCUCGGCGGCGGACUCGGGCGACGAGGGGGUCCCCAGGCCGGGCGGGGGGGAAGCGGCCCCCCCCGGCGCCCCGGCCCCCGCCGCCCCCCGGCCGCCCGCCCCCGCCGCCGCCGCCGCCGCCGCCGCCGCCGCCCCGCCGCACAAGAGCGGCCCGCGGGGCCGCAGCUUCAGCAUCGAGAGCAUCCUCGCCCAGGGGCUGCGGCAGCCGCCCCCCGGGGCAGCCCCCAAAGCGGCCCGGGAGAGCCCGGUCGGUUGCCUCGGCGGCUCCCUGGUGGCCAGCGGUGGCUUCGGGCCGGCCCUCAAUGCCUCCCUCAUGCUCGACUCCCAGGUGCACGGGAGGCUCUACCACAUCGGCAUCCCCUUCCUCUCCUGCUUCCCUCUCCACUUCUCCGAGGCGGUAUUUAAUUUCCAGUAGCUGCCCCAGAAUUAUAGCACCCCCUCCCCCCCCCCCGCCCCCAGCCUCCCCGUCCCCCCUCUUCGCUGCUCCGGGGGUGCGAUGGGAGGGAGAGACCAGACUCAGACCUCACCAAGCAGGUAAAGACCAAAAAAAACCCCAUAAGAAGCGAUGUUAGAAGGUGACUCAGGAUUUCAGGGCAUUUUCAAGGCACGUCUUGCUGCGGAGCUCUCUUUAGCGAUUGCCUCCCACCCCUACCAGAUCGACUUUUCAAGGUAAAACGGCUUUCUUUUCCCGUGGGUGGUGGAGGUACGGAGGCAGGCAGUGUGUGGGGGGGUGUCCCAUGCUGGCCUCCAAGCCCCGUUGGGUUUGCUCUGCACCUUUAGUCUUUGCAUCCCUCAGGUGUCCCAGAUCUGGUUUCUGCCAAGCCCUUCAGGUCUCCGGUUUUCUUCUUUUUUUUUUUUUAUUUUUAUUUUUAUUUUUUCUUUUUCUUUUGAAAACAAAAACCGCCCCUUCCAUCCUUGGGGGAGGAGGCUGAGUUUUAUUUUGCCAUUAGUACUCACGGGUGCCUGCACGUAAUAAUUCCUGAUAUUGCCCCAGCGGCCCAGUCCUCCGAGUGGGUAAAAGGCAGGUAACCGGAGCUGAAAUAAAGGCAGACCAAACAAUCCGGGCUCAUUCUGCACAAUCUUGUUUGCUUUGACUCAGCGCUGUAUAUAAUUCAUGGCGUUAACGCAAGCUGGUAUCCUGCCUAGCACUUGUGCUUCUCGAGUAUCGUGAUAGCGUUGCCGUCUCACUGAUGUGGCCAGAGAGAGGGGGAUGGACGAGCAAACACCUUGUGAACGUGGAGAUGCGGCCGGUUUCCACGUCUUGCUGGGAGCAGUUGCUUCUGACCAAAAAAAUACUGGAGCAGGGUUGUGGAGGCUGGUCUUUGUGUUUUGAAGUAGUCGUGUUAACGACCCGGACAACUUCCAGGAAAAAAAAAAAAAAAAAAAAAGACAUCAGCUACGUUUCUGAAGUUUUCUUUUUUCUUAAAGAAGGAAGAAUCCAGACACAUUACAAGCAAUCAGGAAUAAUUAUUUUUUUUUUUGCCAUGAAUAGAGGCUUUUUGUAUAUUAGUGGAUAAAUGCCCUUUUGGAAAAAAAAAAUCUAUAUUCUCGAUUUUCAUUAUGAAACUAAACCUAUAUCCAAUAAAAGUAUUUUGUUCAGGACUGUGGCUGAUGCGUUGUAAAACACCCCUUGGCUUGUGCAGCCGGAGGACCGAGGAGAAGGCCCCGCUGCUGGACACAGCAGCGAGCUCUGGUGCAAAUAUCCCGGUGAUGGCACGAUGGAUCACGCUGCAGGAGAGACAGGGCUCCACCGCCUCCACUGGUUUCAGGCAGCUUCAAGCAUCUACGUCCUGAUCUGAAGCGCCGUGACUCAGGUUUACACGCAAGCGCUGAGUCCCACCUGUAGAUCCGUCGGAUCCUGGGAUCUCCCUUGGCUCUUCAGAUAGAGGUUUGCAAAUCCACCGGCCCAACA
Chroicocephalus ridibundus (black-headed gull) is the source of this 3191-nucleotide messenger RNA. RefSeq names its product forkhead box L1 (gene FOXL1). Gene Ontology annotation, biological process: cell differentiation; regulation of transcription by RNA polymerase II; anatomical structure morphogenesis. The transcript is spliced from 3 exons. Bases 768 to 1694 code for a protein of 308 amino acids. Lineage: Eukaryota; Metazoa; Chordata; Aves; Charadriiformes; Laridae. Gene Ontology annotation, molecular function: DNA-binding transcription factor activity, RNA polymerase II-specific; RNA polymerase II cis-regulatory region sequence-specific DNA binding. The record is from RefSeq and is a predicted model, not a curated record.